UGCCUUCUUCUUCUUGGAACGAUCAUAAGCAUCAACAAGAACGUUGUUUAUUAUGGGUACUGAAAAUGAUGAAGAGGAAUAGAGGAUGAAGAAGAGGAGAUGAUAAUAACAUCAAAACUUCAACUUGUCUUAGCGGCGAAAUCGAGAAAACAACAGUACACUUCAUCGCCAGUGAUAAAUCAUCACGUGUCACUAUCACUCUUGUCUUCACCUGAUGACUUAUCACACUCUCGCGCUUCGGUUCCUUUCGCCUGGGAAGAAGAACCUGGCAAGCCUAAACAACAUACUCUUCUUCGAGUUCCUCCUAAAUACCCCAAGCGUCUUGAUUUGCCUCCGAGGCUGCUUCUUCCUCGUGAAGGUACUAAAACGCCUCUGGCUUGUGAUCAUCCUCGUUUUCCCGCAGCGUUGAAACGGUGGUUCCGGUUGAGGAAAGAUGGAGCUGAUGAUGAUAAUGACGUGGUGGGACAGUGCAGUUUAGUCGUUUCAUCGGAAAAUGAAAAUGAUAUGAAGAUCACAAGAACAACAAGUCGUCUCCAUUGUCUCUAUGAUGUCGCUAGGUGUUACUUAUGGGAAGUUCCAUGGAAGAAGAAGAAGUUGAAAAGAGAUGACAUUUGACGUACGGUUUAAGAGAUGAUUCGUUCAUACAUACAUUGUCAUUAGAUAAGUGUGAUACAUCGUUGGAUACUUGUCUAGUGAACCAAGUACUUAUAUGGGUUUUUACAGGCCUGACAACACUGCCCCUAUGAAAUUAAUAUCCAAUUCUGUGUUAAAACUUUUUCUUGAUCGAGCUGGAUUCGAAUGUAUGUUUGUUCAAUAGAUAGAUCACAUGGAAGAAGAUAGCAUGUUGCGAUAAAGUACCGUGGGCCAUAUGGAAUGGCCUAAUAAUGCAUAAUUAGUGGCUAGGAUCAUGUGAUUCUUUCAGAUGCGAUCAUCAUUACAUCAAAGCGGUCCAAUAAAUUACUUUCUCUGUAUAAGUUCGGUGGCUACGAUUCUUAAUACAUUUUCCUAUUCAAUGUACAAGUUGUACACACAUCUGAAUUGUUACGUUGAGCCUAGUUUGCUUCGACCUAGUGGUGGUAAACCAUAAGACGUGGUAGGUCGUUUAAGGAUGGAGUAAAACGGCAGGCGGGGUGUAGCUAGCAUCCACAAAACGACAUUGGGAAUUGAGAGUGAGAGAGAGAGAGAGUAUUGUGUGGGAGAGGGUGUUUGGUUGGGUUGGAAAGACAUGUGUCGACGUCAGUAAGAGAAAGGAUUUAAUCAAAGAAACAGUCCUUUAGAUUUAUAAAAAGCUAAUUAUUUCAAUCACGCCCUAAAACUAGGCCCCAGCCACUUCCUUUUUGUCGCUUCCUGUCGGUCCUUCUCUGAUUCUUCUCCGAUCCCUCAUCUUCUGAAUUAUAUGCAUUGAUAACCAAACUUUUUUUUUGAUCAAGAUAACCAAUUUUUUGUUUUGUUUUGUAUUAAGCAAUAUAACCAAUGCGUUUUUCUUUUGUCAUCAACCAAUGUGUUUUCUAUGAAGCAAUAUAGCCAAGAUUUUCAUAAGACUAGUUUUAUUUUCUCUAGCUAUUGAUUGAAAUCAAUAUGAAACCGCUUAAUUUAUGAUGCUCAAUUGUAACUAGUGUGAUUUAAUAAUUUUUGCAACCAUCAUUGACUACAAUAAAGCAGGUUGUAUAACUAUGGUUUAUUAACACGUGAUUUGAUAUUUUUAGAAUGAGUGCGGUAUUGUUUGUUUAAAAGUUUUUUUUUUUGAAAAAUUGUUUGUUUGAAAGUUUGUUCUGUGUUUCUUAUUGGCUUCGAUUUUCAGUUUAUGUGCUUUUUUACAAACUUUUAUUCUAAUUAUCAGAUUAGCGCGACAUUUUUUUUAUCGCUUUUACGAUUUAAGAAUAUGAUCAUGAUAACUUUAUUUGCCAUGUGUUAUACUAAAGAAAAACACUAG
This is a messenger RNA of Brassica napus (rape), 1933 nucleotides long. RefSeq lists its product as uncharacterized. The coding region runs from base 100 to 615 and encodes 171 amino acids. NCBI's taxonomy places the organism in Eukaryota, Viridiplantae, Streptophyta, Magnoliopsida, Brassicales, Brassicaceae. The record is from RefSeq and is a predicted model, not a curated record. The transcript is spliced from 2 exons.